Molecule: messenger RNA, 1104 nt
Organism: Pipistrellus nathusii (Nathusius's pipistrelle)
Lineage: Eukaryota; Metazoa; Chordata; Mammalia; Chiroptera; Vespertilionidae
Source: the annotation of a GenBank genome assembly
AUGGAAAAUAUGCAUCUAAGACGCGUCAGAACCAUGCCCCGACACAGCCAGUCCCUGACCAUGGCACCCUACUCUGUAAACCUCAUGGAGCAACUGGAAGACAGGAUCCUGUGCCACGAGAAAACAACCGCCGCCCUCGUGGAGCACGCCUUCCGAAUUAAGGACGACAUCGUCAACAGCUUGCAGAAAAUGCAAAACAAAGGGGGAGGCGACCGCUUGGCCCGGCUCUUCCUGGAGGAGCACAUCAGAAACAUAACGGCCAUCGUGAAGCAGCUGAACCGGGACAUCGAGGUCCUUCAGGAGCAGAUCCGUGCCCGGGACAACAUUAGCUACGGAACUAAUUCUGCCUUAAAGACGCUGGAGAUGCGGCAGCUGUCCGGUUUGGGGGAUCUUCGAGGGAGAGUGGCAAGAUGUGAUGCCAGCAUAGCCAGACUCUCCGCGGAGCACAAAUCUACCUAUGAGGGCCUUCAGCACCUGAACAAAGAACAGCAAGCUGCCAAACUUAUCUUGGAAACAAAGAUCAAGGACGCAGAGGGCCAGAUUUCUCAGCUUUUGAACAGAGUGGACUUGUCAAUAUCUGAGCAAAGCACCAAACUGAAGAUGUCCCACAGAGAUAGUAACCACCAGCUUCAGCUCUUGGAUACUAAAUUUAAAGGUACAAUUGAGGAACUCAGUAACCAGAUUUUAUCUGCUCGGAAUUGGUUGCAGCAGGAACAGGAACGGAUAGAAAAAGAACUUUUACAGAAAAUCGAUCAGCUCUCCUUGGUUGUUAAGGAAAACAGUGGAGCCAGUGAGAGGGACAUGGAGAAGAAGCUCAGCCAGAUGUCAGCCAGACUGGACAAAAUAGAAGAGAGUCAGAAGAAGCAUAUGGAAGGGCAGAGAACAAAGCAAGAAGAAGAAAAGGUGCAUGGACGAAUCAGCAAGCUGGAGUUGCAGAUGACGGAGGACAUGAAGGAAAUGAAAGCAGAAGUUGAUGCUGGGUUUACAGCCAUCUAUGAAAGCAUAGGAUCCCUCAGACAAGUUCUUGAAGCCAAGAUGAAAUUGGACAAGGACCAGCUACAGAAACAAAUCCAACAGAUGCAGAAGCUGGAAGCUCCCAUGUGA